This is a messenger RNA of Salvelinus sp. IW2-2015, 1203 nucleotides long. RefSeq lists its product as uncharacterized. The record is from RefSeq and is a predicted model, not a curated record. Gene Ontology annotation, molecular function: DNA-binding transcription factor activity. NCBI's taxonomy places the organism in Eukaryota, Metazoa, Chordata, Actinopteri, Salmoniformes, Salmonidae.
GCAUACAUAUGCACACACCACUUUUUUCAUUUCACUAAAUCAAUUUGGACUAUUUURUGUAUGUCCUUUACAUGAAAUCYAAAUAAAAAUCUAUUUAAAUUACAGGUUGUAAUUCAACAAAAUAGGAAAAAUGCUAAGGCACUGUAAUUAGCAUAGGUGGUCGCCUCUUGUCUUCUGUCUGUUUUCCGUAAACAUGCGCUGAAACAUGGAGAUAUGGCCRUAUGGGAAUGCUAACCCAAACCUUAUCAAGAUGCACACCCUUUGGAAGGAAAGAAGAUCAGCUGGGAGGUAAAAAGUCACCCAUUCAAUGGAGUUCCAUUUCAGGUUGUGGGCACAAGCACAUAUGAAUGCCAUCAGGGGAAAGACCGACAAGUAAAAGCUAAAGAGAAACAUGCUGCUAAAAUGAACAAGAAGGCGCUUGAAGACCAUGCCUUAAAGAGACGGAAACAAAAUACAAAGAAGGUGGACUGCAAGGCUUUAAUAAACAUCGCCCACAUUAUCCGCUUUCCUGGUUUUAAGAUUGAGGAGAGUACUGUGCGCUCUAAAAAGGAGGCCUCCAAAGAUCUGAAGGCAGCGCUAAGUGAAAAACCAAGCUCUGUGAAGGCAGAGGUUGUCUACUGCGUCAGGUUCCCCUCUCUCUCUGAGCAUAGCUCACACGCACUUGUUGGCGAGAGGUCCUCUAAGAAGAACUUGAAGGUGUUGCAGAAGCAAUGUGCAGGCUAUCUAAAAGAAAUAACAGACCUCACCUAUCAUCUUCAAGAUGAACAGUACAUGACUGGCCUGUCUUCACAUCUGCAAAGCCUAUUGCAGGAAAUUAAAGGACUUGUCCCACAGGAUAAAGAUCUCACACUGACCCUUUCCCCAAGGAAGAGAAAGGCUGAGGAGGACAUGGCCACCCUACCAACCCAGGGAGCGUCACAACCUUUCACCGACAGUGUAGGACAGCAUGCAGAUUUACAGAACACAUGCGAAGAACCAUGUUUGCCAAACUGAGUGUGGAGUGAGAUUGCUUGUAGGCAGGGAGCCUAGGGCGACGGAGGAUGGCAGUGUGUGUAUAUAUGUGUUGAGUCCGUUUUUUGUUUUCCCCCUUCAGAAUAUUUUAUUUUUGAUAGCUGGGUUUUGUGGUAACCCAAGCCUACCAGCAUACUUGUUGUACUAUUUUAAUAUUAAUUGUAAUAAAAUAAAAAUACAAUUGGGUGAUAA